Molecule: messenger RNA, 3486 nt
Organism: Cynocephalus volans (Philippine flying lemur)
Lineage: Eukaryota; Metazoa; Chordata; Mammalia; Dermoptera; Cynocephalidae
Gene: STK38
Product: serine/threonine kinase 38
Exons: 14
Coding region: 270-1667 (465 amino acids)
Biological process (GO): peptidyl-serine phosphorylation; intracellular signal transduction
Molecular function (GO): protein serine/threonine kinase activity; ATP binding
Source: RefSeq, a predicted model, not a curated record
CAUCCCCUCUCCGCGGCGGUGGACUGGGCUACCUUGACCCCUCCGCGUUGCCGUCUUUUCCGGCAGUUGGGGAGCUUCCUGUUGUCCUCACCCGCAACCGCUUCUCGGCCGCUACCUCAGAACUCCUCCCGCAUCCCCUCUCCUCCUCUGGGUCGCUGGCUGCUGCUGCUGCCGGGGCUUCGCCUGUCUGCACGUCGAGACCGCUGGCCGGGUGGGCGUCUGCGGCUGUCCGCCGCCCCCAGCCCUGCCUUCCCCGGGGCUCUGCAGCCAUGGCAAUGACAGGCUCAACACCUUGCUCGUCUAUGAGUAAUCACACAAAGGAAAGAGUGACAAUGACCAAAGUGACACUGGAGAAUUUUUAUAGCAACCUUAUUGCUCAACAUGAAGAACGAGAAAUGAGACAGAAGAAGUUAGAAAAAGUGAUGGAAGAAGAAGGCCUAAAAGAUGAAGAGAAACGACUCAGGAGAUCAGCACAUGCUCGGAAGGAAACAGAGUUUCUUCGUUUGAAGAGAACGAGGCUUGGAUUGGAAGAUUUUGAGUCCUUAAAAGUAAUAGGCAGAGGAGCAUUUGGUGAGGUGCGGCUUGUUCAGAAGAAAGAUACAGGGCACGUAUAUGCAAUGAAAAUACUCCGUAAAGCAGAUAUGCUUGAAAAAGAGCAGGUUGGCCACAUUCGUGCGGAGCGUGACAUUCUAGUGGAGGCAGACAGUUUGUGGGUUGUGAAAAUGUUCUAUAGUUUUCAGGAUAAGCUAAACCUCUACCUAAUCAUGGAGUUCCUGCCUGGAGGUGACAUGAUGACCUUGUUGAUGAAAAAAGACACUCUGACAGAAGAGGAGACGCAGUUUUAUAUAGCGGAAACAGUAUUAGCUAUAGACUCCAUUCACCAACUUGGAUUCAUCCAUAGAGACAUCAAACCAGACAACCUUCUCCUGGACAGCAAGGGCCAUGUGAAACUUUCUGACUUUGGCCUUUGCACAGGACUGAAAAAAGCACAUAGAACAGAAUUUUAUAGGAAUCUGAACCACAGUCUCCCCAGUGAUUUCACUUUCCAGAACAUGAAUUCCAAAAGGAAAGCAGAAACCUGGAAAAGAAAUAGACGUCAGCUAGCCUUCUCCACAGUAGGCACUCCUGACUACAUUGCUCCUGAGGUGUUCAUGCAGACCGGGUACAACAAGCUCUGUGAUUGGUGGUCGCUUGGGGUGAUCAUGUAUGAGAUGCUCAUUGGCUACCCACCUUUCUGUUCUGAGACCCCUCAAGAGACAUAUAAGAAGGUGAUGAACUGGAAAGAAACUUUGAUUUUUCCUCCAGAAGUUCCCAUCUCUGAGAAAGCCAAGGAUCUAAUUUUGAGAUUCUGCUGUGAAUGGGAACAUAGAAUUGGAGCCCCUGGAGUUGAGGAAAUCAAAAGUAAUUCUUUUUUUGAAGGCGUUGACUGGGAACAUAUCAGAGAGAGACCUGCUGCAAUAUCUAUUGAAAUCAAAAGCAUUGAUGAUACCUCAAACUUCGAUGAGUUUCCAGAAUCUGAUAUUCUUAAGCCAACAGUGGCCACAAGUAAUCACCCUGAGACUGACUACAAGAACAAAGACUGGGUCUUCAUCAAUUACACAUAUAAGCGCUUUGAGGGCUUGACUGCAAGGGGAGCAAUACCUUCCUACAUGAAAGCAGCAAAAUAGUACCUUUGUGAUGGAAUCCUAAGUGGAGCAGAGUUCUUUGUACAACAUCAUGGUUUUCCUCUCACAUUCUUUUGAAAGAGCUUCCAAGAAGUUUAUUCAACACCAAGUCUCCCAAAAUGUGAUAGUAAGUGGAUUUUCUUCCAUAAUGCAUCUGAAAACCUAUAGGACAAGGCAACCAUUUCUACUACAUUGGCCAUAAACAGCUGUCUUGCUUCUUUAGAAGUGUCAUGAGCCAAUUCGAUAGAUAUUUUAAAAAGAACUUGAGGUUUCCUAAGUUCAUCAGAAUGAAGAGAAAAAAGAGCCAUCAUUCAUCAUUAUUGAGAUUGUAAUGUACUCUCAUUGAAUAUCAGCCAAUUGCUGUGAUUUUGUGACACACUAUCUGCCAAGCCCACCGAGUAUUUCUUUUUUCUCUAUGGCUAAAAGUUCCAUAGUACUAAGAAAUAAAGCAAUAAUGAAAGUUUUAGCAGCCAGCAUUCUGGCUGAAGGAAAUGAUCCACCAUUCUGAGGGGUGGUGAUGGUAGUUUCUCCCCAUACCUCGGCCGAGUGGCUUUUUAUAUCCUUCAUUCAUGGUGCACUUUAUUUAUGGUACUAGGAUAAAGACCUUCAAUCCACCGAUUUAUCUCUUCCCUCCUGCCAGUCUAUAAUACUCAUGCUGCUUUUUUGAGUGUCGAGAGGGGGUACCAACAUGAUCCACUGUUGCUCUUAGAAUGCCCAAAGUGCCAUCAGGCAUUGCCAAGGAGUCCCGGAUCAGGUGGAAAAUCCUCACUUUCUGUUCAUGGCUGUAACAGAAGAUCCCUAAGAUGGACGUUGCCAUGGAACAGCAAUACCUGCAUGUGCUGCCAACAGGAACUCAGUUGAUUCCUGGGAACAUAGCAGGGAGAAUCAAUCCAGGCAGAGGCAGGAGGCCUCAAACCCCUCUUGGCUAAGGUGCUGCUCCCGCUUCUCCUGCAAGGUCUGCAGAACCUCCUUGGACGUGGUGAAAGGAACCAGCCCAGUCGAAAGUGCAAAGCCAGCUGACAAAUCCUUGUAAAGUUCACUCCUCAAUCAUUGGUGCAACCAUGCUUGUCUUCUCUCUUGGUAUUUCUCCUCUCCCAACUUUAAGUAGCCAUUUUGCCUUGGAAUCAUGAUUACAAAUUUUUCCUUUGCAGAUGCCUUUGUGGGAGAUACUCCUCCCCACCCUAACGGGUUGCCUGCAGGUUGGGCUGACUGGGCCACUCUGCUAUGGCUCUCUCAGAGACCCUCUGAAUUUUAGCACAAAGUGCCUUCUCUUUCAUACCUGCCACCACCUUUAGAGGAAUUCUGCUGCAUCAGAAAAGUGUGGAGGCUCCAUAUUAAUGCAUUAUUCCUUUUUUCUUUUUUAAAGUUUAAUAACUCUUAAAGCAUCAUUUGCACCUGUGUGGCAACUCUGUCUGUUACAGAGCAUCAUGGUCAAGCUACCACUGGGAAACUGCUUUCUGCCAGUCUUGAGGUUGUGAAGAUCAGUACUGAAAUGAAGGUAUAUUCUAGCUUGGCCUUUCAGAACAGAAAAAUGGAAUAUCAGAGUAAUAGUUGUAGGUGAAACUGCUUUGGGUUUUACCGUCAUUGAGGAUGAAAAAACAAGAAUGUUAGGGAAGUCUUAAUUUGGAUGCAGGUAAUGUGUUUGCCCCUUAAUCUUUCAUUGGUAGCUUGUUAGUGAAAAGGAAAUAAAUGAGAUUCUUUUGUGUAACUUUGUAGUCUCUCUGUAUUACCAAAUAGUUGGGGUCUUGGCCCCUGUGUUUUGCAAGAGUGUGUGGUAAGCACAGGUAAAGAGAAGUGAUGGGAGUGGUGGUAGAGUCUGUGU